UUUAAUCGCAAAAUGUUGGGUUUCGGUAAAGAAAAUAAUAAAAGUAAUAAGAAAAGUGUCAGUUUAUCUCUGCCAAAUCCGCAUUUUUUCUUAACAAUACCGAAACACCGUGGCAGUCUUGCUUCUGAGGCUUUAUCGGAUGUUCCAAGUGAUAUUAUUAUAAAAUCGCGUAUCAAAUAUGGAAGCCGUUGGUCUGCUUGCAAAGGUUUACUCAUGGAGUACUCCAAAAGUACUACAAUACAUGGUAUACGUUACAUUUUUGAAGUUCAUCGUCCAUUUUAUGAGAAAUUAUAUUGGUUUUUCUUGAUUUCUAUAUCUCUGUAUUAUGCUGUUUCGCUUAUGUGGGAUACUUAUUUGAAAUGGCAAGAUUCUCCAGUUAUAUUGGGUUUUGAUGAAACUCUGGUGCCAGUACAUAAAAUACCAUUUCCUACAAUUACAGUUUGUCCUGAAAUAAAAACGGAUGCGAAUACAUUUAAUUUUGCAAACGUCUCAAAAAAAUUUUGGGAUGAAAUUGCUGAAACUAAUUCAUUUCAUAAUCAACAAAAUCUCACAGACGAAGAAAUUUUGAAUUUAGCUGCUACUUUACAUAUCUGCGACACCAAAGUAGCCGAAUCUUUUGCUCCAUUUGUGCCAAAAGACAUUUUACCGGAUGUAUCGCAAACACUGGUUGAUUUAUCCAUAACAAAAAAUGAAACCGGCCCGUUUUGUAAAUGGAAUGGAAGAUUCUAUUUUUGUGAUAAAAUUUUUAAUUUUGUACCAACGGAUGAGGGUAUUUGCUAUCAAUUCAAUGGCUUGCAAGCAAAGGAUAUAUAUCGCGAUGAAAGAUUUGUAAGUUAUCGAGACCCAGAAAUAGUCGAUUUUAACAAUUACUUCGAUCCAUUGCCCAAAUACAAUAACUUAUCUGGAAAUUGGUCACUAGAUGAUGGUUACAUAGAUCAGGGAUACAAUUCUUAUCCACAACGCACUGCUUUCUCUUCUGUUCGUAAUGCAUUUUUUGCGUUCCUUCAAGGCUAUGAACAUAAUUUUGAUUACGCAUGCCGUAGUUUUAGGCAGGGCUACAAGGUGUUCCUUAAUUCUCCCGAGAGUGUGCCACUUACUAUGGGCAACUACAUUUUAGUGCCGCAUGGAGAUGAGGUCAUGGUUAGUGUGCUGCCCCAAUAUGUUGAUUAA
This is a messenger RNA of Teleopsis dalmanni, 1170 nucleotides long. Its product is annotated as pickpocket protein 28-like. The record is from RefSeq and is a predicted model, not a curated record. Gene Ontology annotation, cellular component: membrane. The coding region runs from base 13 to 1170 and encodes 385 amino acids. The transcript is spliced from 6 exons. Gene Ontology annotation, molecular function: ligand-gated sodium channel activity. Gene Ontology annotation, biological process: sodium ion transmembrane transport. Lineage: Eukaryota; Metazoa; Arthropoda; Insecta; Diptera; Diopsidae.